AUGGCCCACCUCAACGUCGCCGUUUCGAUCGUUCUUGUUGCAUUACUCUUCACUUCCACCUUCGCUCAAUCUCCUGCACCCUCACCGGCUUCUUCUCCUAAGGUUUCUCCAUCUCCGUCUGCAUCAUCACCGCCACCAUCCUCCACCACCGCUCCUAUGUCUGCUCCACCACCGGCAGAAACAACCACUCCACCCGCUCAAGCUCCAAAGACCAGUACUACUACUCCAGCACCGACUCCGGCUAAGGUUCAGUCUCCUCCUUCUCCGCCACCUUCAGAGGCUUCUCCUCCUGCUUCCGUUAUCUCAUCCCCGCCGGCUGACGCUCCAGGUCCUGGAGUAAACGGUGCCGUGUUGAAUAGAAUUUAUGGUGCUGGAACUGUUGCUUUUGGUCUCUUCGCUGCCGUUUUGGUCAUGUUGACUAAGGUCAGUGAGUAUGUUGGUGGUGGUUAUUCUGUUAUUACGGUUAUUGUUAUGGAUUAUGCUUACCUAUUGGCUAUGGCUAAAGCAAACCAAGUGUUUAUUGGUAUAGUGACUAAAUAUUUCUAG
Molecule: messenger RNA, 546 nt
Organism: Mercurialis annua (annual mercury)
Lineage: Eukaryota; Viridiplantae; Streptophyta; Magnoliopsida; Malpighiales; Euphorbiaceae
Product: lysine-rich arabinogalactan protein 19-like
Exons: 3
Coding region: 1-546 (181 amino acids)
Source: RefSeq, a predicted model, not a curated record